Messenger RNA from Haplochromis burtoni (Burton's mouthbrooder), 6737 nucleotides. It is a transcript of the gene cdkl5, whose product is annotated as cyclin-dependent kinase-like 5. The coding region runs from base 1039 to 4479 and encodes 1146 amino acids. Gene Ontology annotation, biological process: positive regulation of axon extension; protein phosphorylation; regulation of dendrite development. Gene Ontology annotation, cellular component: nucleus; dendrite cytoplasm. Gene Ontology annotation, molecular function: protein kinase activity; ATP binding. The record is from RefSeq and is a predicted model, not a curated record. The transcript has 21 exons. Lineage: Eukaryota; Metazoa; Chordata; Actinopteri; Cichliformes; Cichlidae.
CGAUGCAGUGUCCGUGAGUCCAGUGGAUUCACACCGAUUUCGCCAAUUAGUGCAUUGGUGGAGGGGAGGUGUAGGUGAGAGCGAGUGGAGAGGAGCUGCAGGAAGAUUUUUAAUCAGUGACACAACAUGGGUUGACCAAAGGGGAGGGGAGGGAAGCAGCAGCAGUAAUUAACAGUGUAAAAAUCUGCGUGCUGCUGGAAGGAGACGAUCACCGGGCUUAUCAAACGCUCAACAAACAGUGCGCUGGACUGCAUUUCCAUCCCAAAGUUUUAUUUUAUCUCGACUCGCUGUGGAUCUUAAACCACUGCUGGAACGCGCAGACGUCCGUGUUUCUAUUGGCUGUGCGCAGCGUCGCUCAGAGGAAUGACGAUUUUGCUGCUAUAACCAGCUGAUGCUGAGGCUAUGAACGCGGAGCCUCUGAAGAACUGUUGACGGUACAUUGACACCCCGUCAUCGGCGUUAUGCCUGCGGAUUCGGUCUACCGUCCGUCCAAAGACUGAGUGAGUAGGACAUUUGAUCGUGUCACGACGCACAGGCCCGGGUUUCCCCCCCUCCUCCAUCUCCUGUCGCUCCACAUGAUGUUUCUUCGUCUUCCCACAUCAUCAUUUUCAUGGGCAUGAUGCUCCGUGCUUCACAGAUUGAGCUUUCUCACUUCGUACAGGCGUCACAUCGCAUCUGCAGGUAAACCUUCGCGUGGUUUAAACGGUUUGCCGGCAUGUAGUGUUGGAUGGAAGUAGAAGAAGGACAUCAGCACAUGGAAUAAAGGGAGCGCAAAGGACAUCUGAAUACACUCGACUCAGAUACCUAAUAAUUACAAUAAUAAGAGAUAUUUUUAAAAAGUCCAGAAAAGAGGCAGAGAGAGGGAAAGAGAGAAGCUAUGGUGUAAAGGGAGUGAAGAUGGGCUGUGGUCAGACGCUUGCAAUGUUCCUCCUGGAGUCCACAGUUCACUCCACCGGCUGGUCAAAGCAGGAGUCUCCUCGCUAAAAACCCGAGCAGCUCAUUUCACCCGCUGGAGGAGCCCUCACUCUCGGUGAUGUAAUGAAUAAGUUUGAAGUCCUUGGCAUUGUGGGCGAAGGAGCAUAUGGAGUGGUGCUCAAGUGCAGGCAUAAGGAAACCAAUGAGCUGGUGGCGAUUAAGAAGUUCAAAGACAGUGAAGAAAAUGAGGAGGUCAAAGAGACCACUCUUCGGGAGCUGAAGAUGCUUCGGACACUGAAGCAGGACAACAUCGUCGAGUUGAAGGAGGCUUUUCGGAGGCGGGGGAAGCUCUACCUCGUCUUCGAAUAUGUUGAGAGGAACAUGCUGGAGCUACUAGAGGAAAUGCCCAACGGUGCUCCACCUGACAAAGUCCGCAGCUAUAUUUAUCAGCUCAUCAAAGCCAUCAACUGGUGUCACAAGAAUGAGAUUGUGCACAGAGAUAUUAAACCAGAGAACCUCCUUAUCAGCUCUGAGGAUGUUCUCAAACUUUGUGACUUUGGUUUUGCUCGUAACCUGUCUGAAGGAACAGAUGCCAACUACACUGAGUAUGUCGCCACAAGGUGGUACCGCUCACCUGAGCUGCUGCUGGGGGCUCCUUAUGGAAAGGCGGUGGACAUGUGGUCGGUGGGGUGUAUCCUCGGGGAGCUGAGUGAUGGACAGCCCUUGUUUCCAGGGGAAAGCGAGAUUGAUCAGCUUUUUACCAUUCAGAAGGUUUUGGGGCCACUUCCUGCAGAACAGAUGAAACUCUUCUACAACAACCCUCGAUUUCAUGGAAUCAGGUUUCCAUCAGUUACUCAUCCUCAGACUUUGGAGAGACGUUACCAAGGCAUCUUGAGUGGUUUGAUGUUGGAUUUGAUGAAGAAUCUGUUGCUGCUCAACCCUACUGAGCGUUACCUAACAGAGCAGAGUUUGAACCAUCCAGCCUUCCAGCCUCUGAGGCAGGCAGAGAGAGAGAGGCCUCCGCCUGCUUCUCCCAACCCGCCACGCUCCUCCAAGAGAAAAACACACCAUCAUGGAGAGAACACGGUUCCUACAAGGAGUCACACUAAGAGUUCAAGCCGUCGUUCCAAUAGCAAAGAAUGUUCCAGCCUCCCUCGCCACGGAGACCUCCAUCACCUCGGGAAUGAGAGUUUCCUCAACGGCAACAAACCGGCACCAUCCAGUUUAAGUCCGACUCUGCACCCCAAGGGCCAGUACAUGUCCCAGACUCUUAAUCGUUCUAUCUCCUCCAGCAAAGAUCUGGUUAACAACAACCUGCCACACCUGCUCAGCCCCAAAGAAUCCAAAAGCAAAACAGAGUUUGAUUUCAACUUGGGACCCUCCCCGAAGUUGCCGGACCAGGGACAUGGGGUAAAGUAUGGCCACGGCAAACCCAGCUCCUCUCGCUCUCAGCAGCAACAGCAGCAGCAGCAGCAGCAGCAGCAGGUCAGUCGGCACACUUUCCUGGAAAACAAAACUAACACCCUACAGUCUGGGGCAGAAAAACAACACAGUCGACACGCCCACAGUAUGGCCGACUCUGCCCACGGAUCCAUGUCCUCAUCCUCUAAGAGCUCAGCGUCUUAUCUCAGUCUGUCCAAGAGCCACAGCGGACUGAGCGAUGCCAAAUCUGUGGGGAAUCUCAGCGACGGUCGACUCCACCCGGAUGACCCAAACUCUAACACGACAGCUGGGGUGGGACCCAGUGCCCGCUUCUUCCCUGCCAGCUGUUUAGACCUCAACACCCCUUCAGGUCCUUCUGGGCCUCCUGGCAGCCCCUCUACUCGACACAGUGAUCGAUCUGGACACAGCCCCGCCUCUCGUAGCAGCGGCAAUGCCCGCAUGGAGAGCAGCACGCUGGACUCUUCAUCCAGGCACAAAUCCAGACAUAAAUCUUUAGUGCCAGAGGACGCUGGUGCGCCGGAGCUCUUGGACCCAGGAGGACCUGGGAUGCCCUCCACUCACACUCUGCCUUCCCCUCACGAGUCUUAUCAUUACGGCCUCGGCUAUACCUCGCCUUUCUCCUCUCAGCAGCGGCCACAGCGCCACUCCAUGUACGUGAGAAGGGAACGCCACCGGCCACACGGAGUGGAGACGGCGAUGGCGGGCUUGCCUCCGCCGGGGCAGGCGAUACCAACACGAGCCAGUAGCCUGCAGCUCCUCUCCCCACAGCUGCAGCACAGGACCACCCUCGCUGGACACUCAGUGAGUUCUUCGAGGGAGGACUGCACGGACGACAUGACGAGGAGUGAGCAGUCCCCUAAAGACAUGAGCCACCCUUGUGCCCCCAUCAAAGACUCUACGCGGGACAACACUGCUGCUUUUCUUACACAGCGCUCUAAAAACGAGGUUGGCAUGUACCACGACCCUCACGUUGAGGACGGAGCUUCCUCCAAGGAGAACCGGAUGAUCUUCACUGAGUCCAUGCCUCGGAGAGUAGGGAGCUUUUAUCGAGUCCCUUCUCCCAGGCCAGAUAACUCCUCUUUCCACGACGGCGUCGGCCAGGGUCGAGGGCCAGUCGUACCCAUUGUACCCGGAGACCCUGUCGCCAUGGCCAACCACUCCAAACGCCAGACAGCUUUUGACUGGACUACUGCAGAAGCAAUGGUCAUGAAUCCUCCAGAGCCCGCCAAAGAGAAGGAAAAGCAAGGCUUCUUCAGAGCCAUUAAAAAGAAAAAGAAGAAGUCACAAAUAACCGACAUGGAGGACGGGAGGAAUCCCAGCAUCAAGAAAAGCCUUUUCCCCCUCUUUAGCUCUAAAAAUAGCUUAAAGCACAACUCAGCUGUCAAAGUCCUACCUGUAGUCGCCUCGCCUAUGGUACAACACCAGCCUGCCGCGCCCUACCCUGCCUCACCAGUUCCCGGGAACGGACAGGAUCACUUGUCCCUGCAGAGGAGCUCCAAGUCGUCCUCUCACCACAGCAGCCGGCGGAAAAACCGCGAGCGAUCCCGAGACAGAGAUCGAGAACGGGAACAGAGCCGGGACAGAGACCGGGACAGGGAGAGGGAACGGGAGCGAGAACGAGAGAGAGAAAGGGAGAGAGAGAGGGAGAGAGGGAGGGAGAGAGAGAGAGUCACUGACUGGCCUGACAAACAAGUGGACUCACACUCUCAGAGCCAACCACUCAAGUCACUACGUAGGCUCCUUCACCUCUCCCCUUCUUCCUCAAAUCAAGGACAGGCUCCCCCUCCUCCUCCUCCUCAAGACCUGCGCUUCCAAGCCCCCAUGCCCAACCCUCCUCAGCCCUCCUCCAAAGCAGGCUACCCCGAGGGUCGAGGUCAUGCCGACAGCAGGGGGCACACUGGGGUGAGCAGCUCCACCCAGGCUAAGAGCCGCAAGGCCAGCUACCCCCUGCCGGGACAGAUAGAGUCCAGCUGGCACGUAUCUGCUUUACAGCGGGCAGAGGGGGCUCAGUUCACCUCUGAACAGCUGGGCAUCAAACCGGGUCAGAAUGGACCCACUUUUACCCGAGCCUCCCGCACCAGGAUGCCAAACCUCAACGACCUGAAGGAGACCGCCCUCUAAAACCUCUCAACCACACCACCUCCGAUGCAGCUCCAUCCCGGAAGCACCUGCCAGAAUGCAGACAUCGUGGUACUGCAGUAAGGGUCUACACAAGAGCCUUUUUCACUGGAUCAAGUCCUAAUUCAGAAAUGUAGUAAUCUGUCGAUGCUCAUGCCUCUGAAAUCUAAAAGCCUAGACGUUGACCGGCCAAACACCUGGGACAGUGUGGUUUAGGGAAGCAAAGAUAGGGAAGGGCCCAUCGUUUCUUGAGAUGCCAGUACUGUAUCAGCUCUAUAUUAUUGUCUGUCUCUACUUGCAAGGUUACAUCAGAACAAGCUGAUCAUCCCUGUCAAGGAGACACUGCCCAUGUGGCCUCUUUGCUGCCAUCUUCUGUUCACAGGACGCUACUGCAACACAUUAGACAGCCACUGUCAUAGCAGUGGCCAAUAAACUCAAAUGUUUUUCAAGCUCUGAUAUUUGAUAAGAACAUAAAAAAUGAUUUAUAUUAACAUUAUUUAUGAAAUAUUUAUUUGUUUUAAAUUCAAGGAUAUAAGCUAUAAAUGACACAGUAUGUAGGUUAUAUGGGAAUAUUAUAAGGUAAUAUAGAAUUAAAUGUGUAAUUGCAAGAGCUUUAGUUUCGACACAAAGAAAUGCAUAGAUAUUUAUGUGUUGAUAAUACAAUAUGUCACAAGGAAUAUUUAAUAAUGGUGAAUGUCUUUUUUUUUUUGUUUGUUUGGUUUGAUAUGUUAUUAGCAGAUUAUCAUGUUAUGUUGUUUUUACCCUUUUUUCUGAUUGUUUCAUCAAAAUGUAAAAAGAAAUACUGACAAAUAUAUAAAAUAUCUGAUAUUACAAAUAGUGCAAAUCUGCCCAUCACCCUCAUGACAUCAGUUUUGACGUUUUGUGACAAGUUGGGCUAUUUGUUAGCAGGGUUUGGUAGCAGAACAGCCAGAGUGAGACUGUUAGGCUCUGUGCUUCACAUAUUGUAAUUGUCAGGUCAUUUUAUCUUACAUUCCCAUUGUCGCAGUUUUCAAAUUUGCCCAUUUUUCAGUCCCUCAGUUCGUUUAGUGACAAACAGCUUUCCAGCAUCUUGUUGCUGCCAUGUUGGUUUUGUCCACAGCCUUAAAAACCAUUUAACGGGCAUCUUCGCCCACAUCACCACGCAGCUCUAGUGAGGGAGGUUUACCUAACAUGACAUUGAAAAUUUAAAGUGUUUUGAGACGGCAGGGAAGCUCUCUGCAAAAAGGCAUACCUCACCUGCAACCUUUAAGAUCUUAAAGGAUAAGUCUGGUAAUACUUUAUCUUUAUCCAUUUAUUUAUUUAUUUAUUUUGUCAGAAAUUCCAAAUGCAUUGUCUGUGCAGCCAAAGUGGGGUGUAUGUGCUCUAAAAAUCUUUAGAUUCAUUUUAAUUUGUUAUUGAAAUUUGUUAUUGACUAAAGUAGAGAAUAUGCUCAUUUUAAUAUAGUAAGUACAGUACUUGAGUGAAUGUGGUUACUUACAUUCCCCCACUGGCUGGGUGUGGGCUUUUCACAGGACUUUGCUGACGCCAUGAAUUAUAUGAAAUAACACCAGACUUAUCCUAUAAUAUGUGUUUACAUUUCCUGUGUGCAUUUUAAAAGCUUGUGUUAUCAAGAGUUUUGUAAAAGUCUUUUGUAAAUCUGAAUUUGAUUUUCCAGUUUGCAUUACUAUUAACAUUAACAGUCAUAAUCAGGGAUGAUUUUACUUAACUUGAUUGUUCAUUAAAGCAUUUACUAAUUGUCUUCUGAUCUGUGGGCAAUGUAAAGCUGAGGUGUGUAGAAUGAAAAACAUUUUGUGGCCUAGGGGAAGUAUACAGCAUUGUUUUUCCCCAGUUUUUCCAUUAUUCUUCAUUCUGUCCUCCUUAAUAUAAAACAGUAUUAAGGCCGCUGGGGGGGGAACAAAAAACAAAAUAAACAGUCUUGUUGCAUUAUUCUCAGAAUUCUGAUUUUAAUUUGAGAAUUCUGGCUUUUUCUCAAAAACCUGACUUGAGUUGCAUAAUUCUUUAAUCUGACAAUUCUGACUAUUUUUCCAGACAUUUUGCUCAAACAUCUGACUUGUUCUCAAAAAUCUGGCUUUAAUCUAAGAAUUCUAACAUUCUCCACAAAAAUCUGAAUUCAAUUGGGAAAUUCUGACUUUUUUUGUUUUUCUCAAAACUCAGAUUUUAGUAAUUCAGGCUUUUUCCCAUAAUUCUGGAUGUAAUCUAAGAACUGUGACAUUUUCCUCAAAAAUCUGACUUUAGUUGCAAAUCUUUUUUUUUUUUUUUUU